Gasterosteus aculeatus aculeatus (three-spined stickleback) is the source of this 6335-nucleotide messenger RNA. RefSeq names its product synaptopodin 2a (gene synpo2a). The record is from RefSeq and is a predicted model, not a curated record. Gene Ontology annotation, cellular component: actin cytoskeleton; nucleus; Z disc. Gene Ontology annotation, molecular function: actin binding. NCBI's taxonomy places the organism in Eukaryota, Metazoa, Chordata, Actinopteri, Perciformes, Gasterosteidae. Gene Ontology annotation, biological process: positive regulation of actin filament bundle assembly.
CUGCGCUGUGGUGGAGGUGGUGUUCGCAAAGUGCUGCUGGUCCGGCUGACGGCCCGAUGAUAGCGCCGAGGAGGUGUUCGCACCAUGGGCACCGGGGAUUACAUCUGCGUUACGCUGCGUGGUGGCGCACCCUGGGGGUUCUCCCUGAGGGAGGGAGAGGGGGACACCUCCAGACCUUUCUUAGUCUCCCAGGUGGAAGAAGGGAGUCGUGCCUUCCUAGCCGGAGUGCGGGAAGGCGAUGAGGUGGUGUCUCUCAACGGAGAGCCGUGCGCCAAUCUCCUUUUAUCACAGGCCUUCACACUCAUCGACACAUCGAUCGACUGUCUGCAGCUUCUCGUCAAAAGAUACUCCACCACCCCUCCAGGAGAAGCUGAAUCAGAAGAGACGGACUGUGGUGGGAGGGACUCCACUGAUGAGACUUUAAAGAGCACCACCCUACACAUCUUUACCGCUAGGCACGGGUCACAAAGCCCAAGGGAUGAGGCUUACUAUGGGGAGUUGGGCAUUGACACAGAGGUUCCCAAGGGACCCAAGCUGCUUUACACCGAGCUACAUGUUCCAUCAUCUGGUAACGGGAGAGGAAGGGGGCACGACUUUCAGGAAAAUGAUGGAGAAGGACUGCAGCGCUUCUCGCCCGGGGCCGUGGUGGAGUUCCAGGUGUCCCUGUCCAACCAAACUCUGGACGAUGUCGGUUUCACCUCUCUUGGGAGUGCUCAUGGGAUAGACGGAGAACUCUCAAACAAAGAAGCUGUUGAGAUGAUCCGCCCCGACACAGCAUCACACCCUGUUCAGUGUCCUCUCAGGCAGCCGCUCGGCCAGCAUGGGGUGGUGCUGGGCUCGCCUUCGAAGCUGGGACAGGUGGAGUUGAUUUUGCAGCAGCCAGCAGCAUCAGGAGCAGGGAGGGGCCUCCCGAGUGUGGGUGGCCCCGGGGUCGGUGGAAGUGUUGGAUCCCAUAGUGAAGGAGAAGAAGGCGGAGGGCAGUGCGAGGGAGUUCCCGGGUCUUUCACCGUCUCUUUUGAAAUUCCCUCAGAAGAGGCGACAGCAGCUGAAGAGCACGGCUCUGAUUCUGAGGGGGAUCAAGACAAACCCAACAAGCAUCGGGCAAGACACGCCAGGCUCAGGCGCAGCGAGAGUCUGUCUGAGAAGCAUGUGAAAGAAGUCAAGUCCAAAUGUAAACGCAUUGCUCUCCUUCUUACGGCUGCUCCGCCCAACCCCAACAAUAAGGGGGUGUUGAUGUUCAAGAAACAUCGACAGAGGGCCAAGAAAUACACACUUGUAAGCUACGGCACGGGGGAAGACGAACCAGAGUACAGCGACGAAGAGGACGAGGAAAACGAGAUAGAGAACCAAGAAACCCAUGCUGUUGAAUUUACCCUAGUGGCUCCAAACGGUUCUAAAAUAGACAAGCAUUUCCUCACUAAUGCCCACUCUACCAAAGGGGUGCUAACUAUCAAUUGGGACAACAGCCUCCUUGAGAUUGAAAGGAAGCUGAACAACCAGGCACAGAUGGAAUGUUUGCCUGAAACCAAGGGCAAGGGUGCCUCAAUGUUUGCCCAACGGCGUCAAAGGAUGGAUGAGAUUUCUGCUGAACAUGACGAGCUGAGGCGUCAGGGGAUUCCCGUGGAAGCAGUGUCGGUGGUUAAAGAGAAGAGAGAAGACCACUCCUACACGCAAUCCACAACAGAGGGCCAUGCUUACAUGGAUGUAAAUACACACCAACAAGGCCAACAGCAACAAAAUUACCAACAAUAUCAGGAACGGCAGUACUAUGAGCAACAACAGAACUACCAACAACAACAUCAACAACAGUACCAACAGCAACAGUAUGAACAACAGCAUUAUCAACAACAGCAUUAUCAACAACAGCAAAUGUAUCAGCAGCAGCAGCAGCAGCAGCAGCGAGAAUGUCACCAAGAGCUACAGCAAAUGCAGAACUAUUCUUCAAACACUAAUGGCGUAGUCCAACAUCAAACCAGUGAAAUGCAGGGUUCUUUCAACAACCGUACUGCAAAGCCAUUCUCAGUAGAAAACAUCCCGGCUACCCCUUAUUCUCCCGCAAUGAGUAGGGCCAAUCAAGAUAUUGUGAGUCAAGGAGAGCAGAUAGCUUCCCGGGAUGAGCGCAUUUCUACCCCUGCAAGCCGGACUGGUCUUUUGUCGGACUCAAGGAGACGAAAUGCAGGAAAGCCUAUGUUCACAUUUAAAGAAGCACCAAAAGUAUCACCUAACCCAGCACUGCUUAACCUACUUAACAGAAAGGAUAAGAAGGGAUUUGAGUCAGGACCUGAGGAAGACUACCUUAGCCUUGGAGCUGAGGCUUGUAAUUUUUUGCAGUCUCAACAAAUUAAACACAAGACACCUCCACCAGUAGCCCCAAAGCCUGUGAUCAACCCAAACUCUCCUCCUUGGUCACCACAGAUGGAAGGGACCAACGAGGACAUGCCUCAACAAGCUGAAAAUAGUGUAUCCACACCUGCUGUGGCCCCCACCACAGAGACCACCCCUGCUCCAGAACCAGAGCCAACUUUAACACCUGCCCCUGAGCUCUCCACCCCCGCCAUCCCCCAGGCAACUCCAACUAGAGCCACCACAGAGGGACAGCACACAUGGACUCCCCCGGAGCUUGAAUCUCAACAGCCUCUGCAAGUGACAGCUCAGGAGGAAAAUAAUCACGCAAUUUCUACCCUGCAGCCUGAGCCUGCUCCUGUUCCUAGCUGGGCUCCAGCACAAACCCGAGUACAACAGCAGCCAUCUACCAGUUCUUGGCAAGCAGCUCAAGCGCAGCCCAUGGAACCACCUCAUAGCCAGUCCCCACCACAGCCCCCUUGGAUCACUCGACAACAUUGUCAAUCCCAAGCACAACCUCAACCCCUCACAGAUACUUGGACCCCUCAAAUUCAGCCAUCCUGGGCUCCGCCUCAAGGGCAAGCACAGGCCCAGACCCAAGCUCAGCCAUGCUGGAACCAGCCUCAAGAGCAACCACAGUCUCAAGCACAAGUUCAGCCACCCUGGGUACACUUGCAUGAGCAGCCAAAUCUGCAGCAAUUGCCACCAACUUGGGGUCAAUCUCAGGAAUCAAUGCAGCAGCAUCCCCAAGCCCCAUGGCCACAGCCAUCACAAACGGACUCUCAGCAUCAACCACCAUGGGUACAACAACCUCAGCAAAAAGCCCAAGCACAACCUCCAUGGGCUCAACCGGUUCAGCCAGAAUCCCAGCCACCACCACCCUGGGCUCCUCAACCACAGCAUCAGACUCCACAACAAACAUGGCCACAGGCCCCAGCGCCAGGUCAGCCUCAACCACCGUGGGUCUCAGCUCAGCCUCAACAUCAACAGCAACCAUCAAUCAAUGCAUGGCCUCCAUCAAAAACUCAAGACCAAGUUCAGCCCCCUUGGAUCCAAGCAGCCCAACCACAACCACCGGCGCAACCUCAGGCCAUUUUAAACCCAUGGCUGCCAGUACCUGCCCAGGCUCAGUCACCACCGUCAUGGGCCCAGCAACCUGUAAAUUCUUGGGCUCCACAGCAAAAUCAGACCCAACCUCAACCACCUUGGGUACAACCACUUCCACCCCAGCAAGCACCACAGUCAAACUGGCAACAAUCCACUUCAAAGCCUCCACCACUGCCACCAAUGAAUGCAUGGCCUCCACAUCAGGCACAACCUCAGGCUCCUGUAAAUACUUGGGCACCACAGUCACAGCAAGAGCCUGUGAAUGUUUCCUCGUCAAUGGUGAACACUCGUCCGUCUCCAAAACCAUGGCAAUCACCACAAAAUAUCCCACAGAACCAGACCCCUCCGCCUCCGCCUCAGCGAAUGCACUCUUUAACCUUCGGUCAAAGAGUUUCCCCACCCAUCAACCCAAUGGCCACUGUCCUAAACCCAUCAUCCCAAGGUUCAGCUUUUGAGAUGCCAGCUGUCAGGGGGAAAGGAGCCGAUAUGUUCGCGAAGAGGCAGUCUCGUAUGGAGAAAUUUGUUGUGGACUCUGAGACUGUGCAAGCAAACAAGACUAGCCGGCCGGAAUCGCCAGCAGCUUCAUUACCGAAUGAGUGGAAAUAUACACCUAACUUACAUGGCAGGAGCUACUCCCUUUCCCCACCAGUCACAGUACCGUCUUCUUCUCCCAAGCCCCCGGCUACAGCCCUCGCAGGACGACAGGCGUCAUGGCCACACAAAGGCCGCAAACCCCUUAUGCCCUGGGAGGCCGCCUCCCGCCAUCCCCUGGGCCUGGUGGAUGAAGCCUUUGCUUUCCAGAACCUCCAGCAAAGCCUGGCGACAAACGUCCGCAUGGCAGCCCAGCGCAAAAUGUUGCCUGAGCCGCCGGCAGAGUGGAAAGCCAGGGUGUCCUACGACGCCCGGCCGAAGACAGGCAGCCAGACUUGGAGGCCGAGCCAAAGCGGCAGUCAGAGCAGAGCUCCGCUGCCGUCCUUUGGGUCCGCCCCGGCUCGUCACGUUGAUUACCGGUCCCUGCCCAGACAGUGGCAGCUUCAGAGGUCAGUCACGCAGGCAAACCCGAGGCCCCCAGUGUCCUGCUCUGAGUCCAAGAGGCCCGCGGGAGAACAGACUUACAAGUCUGCGUACACCAGCAACACUUGGAGUUGGAGGCGGUAGAACACAACUCAACCAGUGUGAUAAGAAAACUCGUUUUGCUGAUCCCAUAAUAAAUUGAGGAACGUUUCAUUUUUUAACUGAUAUUAUAACAAACAAUAACAUGGUGAGUGAGCUGGACAGAUUGCUAGAAUGAUUGUGGUUCUCUGAUUUACUAUUUUUUCUUUUUGCUGUUGAAUACAAAUAAGUGUAAAAGAUUAAGAUGAAAUCUAAUGAAUGCCAUAAUCAAAUGUGAAAAGGGAUGAUUACUCUUACAACAUAUGAGUAAUUAACGAAUUAUCUCUAAAACAUUCAAAUGACAACUUUGUAGUUUGGUAAGUACUCGGAAGUUGGCCUGUACGAUGAGUAAGAUGUAAGUCAGAGUAAAAUGAUGUUGAUUCAAAUGAGGGAAUAGACAGGUUUGGGAAGAAUAGAGAAAUGAUUGAUUAUAAAAUAACAGGAUAUCUGGAGACAACUGUAACUGUUGACUGUUAAGCCUUCAAAAUGUAGGACACAGGUUUAUUACAAUAUCCUAAGAAAAGAUGUUUCUGAGGAUGCUAAAAGGGAGAAAGAAACAGUGACCCCAAUUGUUUUAAGUUUGUGAAUUUUUCUCUUGGUUAAAGUUUCUGCCGCGGAUGUGGUGUGUAUUUAGCAUGCAGUGAUUGCACACUUUUUUUUCAAUCAAACAAAUGAGGACUUUUGCAGUGUUUCCAGUUGAGCAAAUAAUUCCACCCUCAUUCAAUUAUUUAUGCAUUAGACAUGAGGCUUAAAAGAUGAAUGCUAUGACUCAGCAUCUCUAAUAACUUUUAGCAGAGUGGAGGGCCCAACAAUACACUUAUUUUCCAGGUGCAUUUUAAUUAGUGCAUUAGAACACCACUAACUAAAGAUUGGGGUUUUUUUUUGGGGCACCUAAACUGAAUUGGCCCAUUACACUCAUAGCUAGAAUUGACCAAUGUUGUUUAGUCCUAAUUCUGAAUAGAGUGAAAUAUAAAUCUCGCUGGUAGGUCUUGGGACUGGGAGAAUUGCUUGUAGUAGGUAAUGAGUUUGUGAUUAGCGUUUGGUUUGGGCUUUCUGCAUAGACUCCAAAGAUUAGAGCAAAGUUUGUGUUCCCACAGAGUAAAUAAUAUCCCAAUGUGAUUCUCACCAAGCGAUCUUAUGAACAUGAAUAACAUUCAGCACACGUCGUCGUGUUUUGCCUCAUCUGACUCGGCAUCCUGACACAUAGUGUCUGAGAUGGUUAUACUGCAUUGCUUCCAUUCAGACAGCACUUAUGGUCAUAAUGUAACACCAGUAAUUAAUUUCUGCUCCAAACUAUUUCAGAUAUGGAUUCUCAAAGCCUUUUGAAAAAUAAACACAAGCAAAUAGAAUUGGUUCACAAAUUGUACAGUGUUUUUGUGCUCUUUGCUCUCUAUUCCUAUUAUUUCAUGCUUGGCCCUGGGCCACAAGAUGCUUGCUGUGCCAUCCCAUGAAGCUAUUUGUAUGACGUGUUGUCUUGAAGAGUCACUCGCUCCGUAUCCAGCGGAGGGGUCUAGGGAGGGGUUGGUGGGGGCUUGUUCCUAUGGUGACCACCAGUUACAUAAUAACAGUGCGUACCUACUGUAGCAGAACUAUGGAGAAUGAGACAUAAAGACACCGAGGGAGAUGACAAACAGAAAUCAUUUCCCUACCUGUUCAAAUGUCAAAAAUACUGUGAGGAUUUCAAACAUUAUUAAAAUGGUGGCACGCAAUGCACAGCACUUUGAAAUAUUUAA